Messenger RNA from Sphaerodactylus townsendi, 1215 nucleotides. It is a transcript of the gene CALM2, whose product is annotated as calmodulin 2. The transcript is spliced from 6 exons. The record is from RefSeq and is a predicted model, not a curated record. Gene Ontology annotation, molecular function: calcium ion binding. The coding region runs from base 165 to 614 and encodes 149 amino acids. NCBI's taxonomy places the organism in Eukaryota, Metazoa, Chordata, Lepidosauria, Squamata, Sphaerodactylidae.
UGCCGGGAGGCGCGUUGAGCUCAGUGUGAGGCGAGGCGUUGAACGGUUCGGAAGCAGGAGAAGAGUGGCCGACGGCGCGCCGUUCCUGCUUUUUGUGCCCACCAGGCUGCACCUGUCUUGCUCGUUAGCUACAGUUACUGCCGCCAGGCUCGGCACAAGCCGCUAUGGCUGAUCAACUGACCGAGGAACAGAUCGCAGAAUUCAAAGAAGCCUUUUCACUAUUUGAUAAGGAUGGAGAUGGUACUAUAACAACAAAAGAACUGGGGACAGUGAUGCGGUCACUUGGGCAAAAUCCAACAGAAGCAGAGUUGCAGGACAUGAUCAACGAAGUAGAUGCUGAUGGCAACGGGACAAUUGACUUUCCGGAGUUUUUGACAAUGAUGGCAAGAAAAAUGAAGGAUACAGACAGUGAAGAGGAAAUUAGAGAAGCAUUCCGUGUAUUUGAUAAGGAUGGUAAUGGCUAUAUUAGUGCUGCAGAACUUCGCCAUGUGAUGACAAAUCUUGGAGAGAAGUUAACAGAUGAAGAAGUUGAUGAGAUGAUUAGAGAAGCAGAUAUUGAUGGUGAUGGUCAAGUAAACUAUGAAGAGUUUGUACAAAUGAUGACAGCAAAGUGAGGACACUGUACAGAAUGUGUUAAAUUUCUUGUACAAAUUGUUUAUUUGCCUUUUUCUCUGUUUGUAACUUAUCUGUAAAAGGUUUUCCCCUACUGUCAAGAGAAUAUGCAUGUAUAGUAACAAACUCAUUCCUCCAUGUUUUCCCCUUUAUCUGUCAUUCUGAUAUUUUGGGAAAAUGAUCAAAGUAACAAAUGUUUGCAUGUGGCUUACUCUGGAUAUUUAAGCCCUUCAGCACUUCUACAGCUUGAUGGGGUUGGUUAAAUGAGGGAACAUCUAGGUUAUGCCUGUUAAAAAUUAGUUAUUUUAGGAAACUUAGCAUGUUGUUGAAAUGUAGUCUUAACUCUGUGUGGACUAUGGACAGUCAACAAUAUGGAACUUAAAAGUUUGCACUAUUGCAAAACGGGUGUAUUAUCCAGGUACUCGUACACUAUUUUUUUGUACUACUGGUCCUGUACCAGAAGUCAUUUUCUUCUAUGGUUACUAUGCUUUUAACUCUUUUGUUCAGCCACUUAUUUUCAAAGAAUCUGCUUAUGGCACAACUUGCCUCAAAACCAUUCCAAGUUGUAUAUUUGUUUUCCAAUAAAAUAUUACAAUUAACCCA